AUGGGCUCUUCCGAAGAAAUGCUCCAAAAUGAGUUGCUCCUUCCAGCUCACUCAUCAGCUAGUUCAGAUGCUUUAUCGGAUACGAAAGAGUUCAGUGAAGCGGGUUUAGGUAUGGUUGGAUUUUGGCGCCAACUCAAUUUUUUGCUAUGGAAGUGCGUGUUGGUGAGGAGGCGGCAGAAGUUCUGGCUGGCUGUGGAGCUGAUCGUUCCGUGUAUUCUAUUCAUUAUUAUUGCUCUUGUUCGUACGAAGGAUUUCUCUGAAGCUUCACCACAAUGUCAUUAUGACUCGAAAGGAAUGCUCUCCGCAGGUGUUCUCCCCUUCAUUCACUCCUUCUUCUGCUCAUUCUCAAAUCGAUGCAAUGCUGCUCCAACGACAGGCGAUGAGAAGCACUUUUUGUUUAAUGAUGACGGAGAGCACACGAGGAAUGAGUCGAUAAUAGUGGAUGCGAUCUACUACUCUUCUCUACAACUCCGCUGGAUCGGAAACAACCCGAAAAAGUUCGAAGAUCUCACAAAAGGAGCCGCUGAAAUUGUGCAUUGGCUCGCUGGAAAGUCGUUGCAAAGCACUGCAAUUGUUCGAUUAGGCGACCUAUUUGAUGAGCCAAUCCGUCAAAAUCUAACGAAAGUUUUAAACACAACUGGGCUCAAAAUGGAGACUGCCGAGAAGCUGCUAAAUGCUCGACUGGAGCCAGGAGCAAUUGAAACAUUUCAAACUUUGAGAACCGAGAUCUCGUUUACCGAUUUAUUUUUCUCGGAGAAUCCGCUUUUCUGUGAUGAGAGAAUGUUCGAGAGCACGUUUUCUUUUGAAAAGGGACAGGAAUUGACAAAUAGUGAGAAGGAUGAACUGUGCAGUGUGUUGUCUUUAACUACGUUGAUGGAUUUUUCUGGAUAUAUGAGCGAAGUCAGACUUCCUACGCUAUCCCGUCUCCGAGUCACCCCAUUCAUAUCAUCAUUUCAAUCUGUCUUCGAGCCAACAUUGAUUUUUGCUCAAAAGUAUGGAAACUACAGUACGGAUCAACUUCUGCUUGCCUUGUUCUGCGGAGAAGACCCUCGGGCAACAAUUGAGCAGACGAUAAAUCCGAAUAGUGAUAAGAAUGUGGAUACCCCUUUUGAAAAGUUGAGGAAACAGGUGAUAAAAUUUAUCCAAACAGUAACACCUGGAAAAGAGCAAGAGAAGAAUAGCACAUGUACACCUGUGCCACAUCAUCAGGACAUGAACUGCUCGAGCUUGGAGAGCCCGAUUUUGAUGAAAGUUCGGGAGGCCCUUUCUGGGUAUAUUCUUGUGACACCGGAUAAUCCGGUGACUCGGCGUGUGGUUGAUAGGCUCAACAUCCCCCUCCGAGACAUCGAACACCUCCGGAACCUGCUGUACACCUAUCCAUCGGACGCCUUAGAGUUUCAAGACCGUCUUCACGCUUCGGACCUCUGGCCGGCGAGUCAGAAACUGCUCCAUUUCAUCAAGGUCUACAAAAACGGGCAAAACCAGCUCAACACACGGACUAUUCACUUUUUUUUGGAGCAUCUAUUUGCUCCAUCCAGUGAUGAGUACAGCUUCGGAACCUACACCAAAAAUAUCACGGAAAUUGCGAAUAAGUACACCGGUUGCUUUUUGUUGGACAGAUUUCGAUUUGUAACCGAUGAGAAGGAGCUGGAGACGAACGCGGUGUGUCUUAUGGACACUCACCAAUAUUUCACGGGAAUCGUGUUCAAUAUCGAUUCGAAUGCGACCGAAUUCGACGGGUUCACCACUUAUAAGAUACGGCAUUAUCCGGAGAUGGUGGAUUCCACCACAAGCUUCAUGGACAGUAAGAGCAACCCGUUCAGCAGAGACAAGCCCCUUAUCGACCUCAAAUAUAUCACCUUUGGAUUCUCAUUUCUUCAAGAGUCAAUAGACCGAGCAAUAAUGAGUGAGCUCACCAAUCAGACGGACGCAAAUCUGGGAGUAUAUGCUCAGCAAGAGCCCUAUCCCUGCACAGUGAAGGAUACAUUCAACGUGGCACUGUUCAUGCCCCUCUUUCUCCUUAUCUCCUUCAUUUUUCCAUCGGCACUUCUUGUCAAGAAUAUUGUCUACGAGAAAGAGCAGAAGAUUAAGGAACAAAUGCGCGCGAUGGGUCUUGGAGACGCCGUGCACUUCAUCUCAUGGGGCUUGAUCUCACUGGUGCUCAACUUCAUCUCGGUGCUCAUUAUUUCAAUCAUCUCAAAAGUCGCAAAAAUCUUUGACUACACAGACUACACACUUUUGCUCUUUGUGCUAAUUUUGUUCUUGUUUUCUUCUAUAGCUAUGUCAAUCUUCUUCUCUACGCUUUUUACCAAUGCUAAUAUCGCGACGGCUGCCACGUGUGUCCUCUGGUUUGUAUUCUUCAUCCCGUUCCAACUUUUGAGAACCGACAGAAUAUCAUCGCCGACUUUUAAUCGGAUUUCGCUAAUUCUCCCGCCAACCGCCAUGGGACACUGCUUCAAACUUCUCGAGUCAUUCAACGCAAUGGAACGUGCCACGUGGUCCGACCUUUGGGAGAUGAAUAAUCCCGUUUUAGGGAUUUCCGUGGAGCUCUGCAUGAUUAUGCUAGUAGUCGAUACGGCCGUCUUCCUGAUCCUUGCCUGGUACAUUUCGGCGGUAGCACCCGGAGAUUUUGGUGUCCGGCAACCCCUAUGGUUCCCAUUCACGUUGAAGUAUUGGGCACCCGGAUUGUACAAGAAUCGUGUCGAGUUUGUCGACGAUGAGCAUUUUGAUACAAUUCCCAAUAGUGACUCAUUCGACUCGGAGCCAACAAAUCUUACCCUUGCGGUACAUAUAAACUCGAUGAGCAAAGUCUAUGAGAAUGGAACGAAAGCGCUCGACUGCCUAAACCUGAGACUUUACGAAGGUCAAAUUACCGGUUUGUUAGGUCAUAAUGGAGCCGGAAAGACUACAACGAUGUCAAUCCUCUGUGGCCUCUACGCUCCCAGUUCCGGAACCGCCAAGAUCUACCAGCGAGACAUUCGAACGGAUCUUCGAAGAGUUCGCGAUGUUCUAGGAAUUUGUCCACAGCACAAUGUACUCUUCAGCCAUCUAACAGUGUCAGAGCAGCUUCGUCUAUUCGCUGCCUUGAAGGGUGUGCCGGAUAGUGAGCUGACAUCUCAGGUAGAUGAGAUUCUGGCAAGUGUCUCGUUGACGGAGAAGGCAAAUAAGUUGGCAAGUACUUUGUCGGGCGGAAUGAAACGCCGGCUCUGUAUUGGAAUCGCUUUUAUCGGUGGUUCUCGAUUUGUAAUUCUGGAUGAGCCAACGGCUGGAGUGGAUGUGACGGCGCGGAAAGACAUUUGGAAGCUUUUGCAGAGGAACAAGGAGGGAAGGACCAUCCUAUUGUCUACUCAUCAUAUGGAUGAAGCUGAUGUUUUGUCCGAUCGUAUUGCUAUUCUGUCGCAAGACUUCGAGAAACCCGAUCUCCUCGAUGGCAAACGUCUGAUCUUCCAACACUUCUACGCUCUCCUUGUCUGCCGUAUCAACUACACGCUAAAAAGCAAACGAACCUUCCUGUUUCAAGUCAUCAUUCCCUUAUUCCUGCUCGCCCUGGCCGAACUCUUUGUCCUACUCCAAGUGUCAACUGCCCGUCCCGAUCUGAUGGUUUCGAUGCCCCCGCUUCCACUCGAGACCAGCAUAAUGGGAAAUCACAGUGAUUUCUAUGUGAACUCUUGGGAUACCGCGGAGAAUUCCACUGCCAACGAUAUCCUUCAUGCGAUGUUCUCCUCGCCAGGUACUGGUCCGAGAUGUGCGAAGGAUGUACCGAAUGAUUUAUUGGAUACGAUGCGUCGAGAGCUGAUGUUCAGAAAUCGAUAUGGAUUCGGAAGGAACAAGCCAGCACCAGGAGUUGAUAAGGAUUCUGUUGAUAACGAAUACCAGUGUCAAAACAUCCAAGGUGAGUUCGACUACACGGAAGACAUCUCAAAUGCCACGUAUAAUGCCCCGAUCUACUGCGGAUGUGAGGACUUUGGGUGGAACUGUACUUUGGAAGACUGGAAAUGGAACGAGACGAAUUGGCUGCGAUUGAACACCACCGACCGGAUCUUUGACCUGACUGGCAGGAACCUCACGCAAUUCCGACUGAUCACCCGAUUCGCGCAACUGGCGAAUACCACGGCUCCUUUCUUCUUGGGAGGCUUCUCACUGGGCCAUGUUAACCAACGAGCUCAGAGCCAGGCGGACAUUGAUACAUCGAAACGUGGAUGGCUUGAGACUAUCAAAGACAUUGCCCAAUCUAUGCGAAUAAUCAAUCUUAACACAACUGGAAUUGAGCCUGCCACCCCGAAAGUUCUGGACCCAUUUGCUCAGAAUAUAACGCUGAAUCAAGUGGUGAAUGACUUGCUACAGAACCUGGAUGUCAGGGAAAAUGUGAAAGUGUGGUUUAAUAAUAAAAUAUGGCCAGGGUUUCCUAUCGCAUCGAAUAUUCUGUCAAAUGCGCUUCUUCGUCAGGAGGACUAUGCAAUUGACCCCGAAGAUCUUGGCAUACUGACGAUGAAUCAUCCGAUGAACAAGACCAUCUCUCAAACUCUCGACCAAAAUGCUCUAAAGUUCACCCAAGCGCUUGCAGUAUUUCGAAUCACUAUUCUCCUUCUGGUUCUGUCAAUGAUCCCGGCUGGAUUUACAGUCUAUCUGGUUGAGGAUCGGAUUUGCGAGGCUUUGCACUUGCAGCUAGUCGGUGGAUUGAGAAAAGUGACAUAUUGGGUGACGAGUUACUUGUAUGAUAUGGUGGUAUACACCCUCGUCAUCAUUGUAAUAAUGCUCAUCUACCUGUGCUUCCGUGUCUCCGACUUUACCGCAGACGGCGCAACAUUCUUCGCCUUCCUCCUUCUAUUCUUCGUGCACGGAAUGUCGACGAUUCUCUACGCUUAUGUAUUCCAAAAAGCCUUUUCUGUGGCGGCUCUCUCUUUUGUCCUAAUUGCAAUUGGUUCCUACUUCGUAGGCAUAGUCUGUGCCUUGACAGUUAUCAUGCUCGAGUCGCUUAUGGUUCAGGAUCCAUCACUUAUCCCAGCACAUACCGUCUGUUCAAUUGUAUUUCUGGUUCUUCCGCAGUACAAUUUAGGAAUCGCCAUCUUCCGAGGCCUUAUGAUCUACCAAGUGCGAGCGAUUGGCUCAAACUUUUUACAACAAAUGAACCGGCCUGACAUGAUCAAUCAGCUUCCCCUGCCAUCUCUCCUUGCCUUUGAUCAAAUGGGAAUUCACAUCAUGUGUCUAUUCAUCCACGUCAUUAUUGCCACAAUUUGCUUGAUUUUCUCGCAAAUGGACGAAUUUGGUUUUGUUAGAAAACGCGAGCGGAACCUAACCGACGCAAUGAUGCUCCGCGAGCCAUCCACUUGCGACGAUGAGGAUGUGGUGAAGGAGAGACAACGUGUCGAUGCAAUCCCGAUGGACUCAUCCGACAAUCAUGCGUUGAUAGUUCGGAAUCUUGCAAAGGCCUAUAACCCAGAGCUGUUGGCUGUGAAGGGGAUCUCAUUUGCUGUGGAGCCGGGAGAGUGUUUCGGAUUGUUGGGGCUCAAUGGAGCCGGUAAAACGACGACUUUUGCAAUGUUAACCGCAAAAAUUAGGCCAGGACAUGGAUCUAUCGAGAUGCAGAAUACGAGAAUCAACACGGGCUCUUUCUCGGAUGUCCGAAACUUCCAACAACUCGGCUACUGUCCUCAAUUCGACGCUCUCAACAUGAAGCUGAGUACCAGGGAGAACUUGAAGUUCUACGCGAGGAUUCGAGGAAUUGUACCGACUCAAAUCGAUUCGAUAAUCGAUCGUCUGCUGAUUGCUCUCCACCUCCGUCCCUACGCAAACACCCAGACGUCAAGCCUCUCCGGUGGAAAUCGACGAAAACUCUCUGUCGCAGUGGCGCUGGUCAGUCAGCCAUCUCUGAUCUUCCUCGACGAACCAUCAGCUGGAAUGGAUCCAGGAUCUCAACAAUUCCUUUGGAAGGUUAUUGAAAGACUUUGUAAAUCUGGAAAAGCAGUAGUCCUAACCUCACAUUCAAUGGAAGAGUGUGAAGCUUUGUGUACUAGAAUUGCAAUUAUGGAUCGUGGAAGAAUCAGGUGUCUUGGAGGAAAGCAGCAUCUGAAAUCCAAGUAUGGAAAGGGUUCAAUGUUGACAAUGAAGAUGGGAAAAGAUGAGAAUGCCAAGGAAAUCGCCGGGAUUAUGAGAUCAAAACUUGGCGAUGGCUCGAGAGUCGAGGCGAUUCAUUGCUCCACGAUUUUUAUUCACAUUGAGCAGGGAACUGCGAGUGUUGCGCGGGUUUUGGAGAUUGUUAAUCAGGUGAAAAAGAUGUACGACGUGGACGACUUUACACUAACCCAAUCAACACUUGACAAUGUCUUCCAAUCAAUAGCUGAAAGUGAUAAUUUAUCAGAAGAAGGCCAUCAUGGAACUUUAUCAUCAAUUAAUCGAAACAAUACGGCGUCAACAUAUGUGAUUCAUGGAUCCGAUCAAUAAAAUUUCCUGUGAUUUCUUUUUCAUAUUUCUUUGUAUUUUUUCUUGCAGGGGUUUUUCGCUUUUAUAUCUCCGCUUUUGCUAGGUGGCCUAGAAAAACCUGAACGUUUUCUAGGCCACGUUUAAAUGCCAAACACUGCUUAGAAUUUGUGUCAAUUUGUGUCCAAGUUUUGGUUUACGGGUGUUUCAAUUUGAAUCAGUUGUGAUGAAUAAAUUUUUUGAGAUAUUUCAAAU
Molecule: messenger RNA, 6672 nt
Organism: Caenorhabditis elegans
Lineage: Eukaryota; Metazoa; Nematoda; Chromadorea; Rhabditida; Rhabditidae
Gene: abt-2
Product: ABC transporter domain-containing protein
Exons: 33
Coding region: 1-6441 (2146 amino acids)
Biological process (GO): transmembrane transport
Cellular component (GO): membrane
Molecular function (GO): ATP hydrolysis activity; ABC-type transporter activity; nucleotide binding
Source: RefSeq, marked reviewed